Porites lobata is the source of this 4735-nucleotide messenger RNA. The record is from the annotation of a GenBank genome assembly. Lineage: Eukaryota; Metazoa; Cnidaria; Anthozoa; Scleractinia; Poritidae.
AUGAAGAAAGAAGAAGAGGAAGAAGAAGAAAAAAGAAAGUUAGAAAGAAAUUUGGUAGUUUCUCAGUGUUGCUGUUUGGUGCAAUCACCAAGUAACGUAAAACAAAAGAUCUAAGGGCCUGUUUACAUGGAGGUGGGUGACCCCAGGUAGGUGAGGUAACCCACUUAGGUGGGGUAACCCGUUUGUCCAUAUAAUCUCUCAUUUUAAUUUGAUCACGUUUACAUGAUAGGUGGGGUGACCCGCCAUAUUUUACCUUACCUACCUGGGGCCACCCACCUCCAUGUAAACAGGCCCUAAGAGUCAUUCAACUACACUCACACCUCAACACAAAAACGAACCAACGAUUGUUUCUGCAACACCCGAAAAAGAGCCCCACCCAGAAAUUUAAAUGACAGCUUGCCGGUAUUAAUCAUUGUAGCUCUCAGCUUGCCGUCUAUUUUAAAAUGGUGUCAAAUUAUGCCUGAGACAAGCCCAAAUUAGUCCCUUCGAGUCGAUUUAGUUCCAAUUUCCUGACUAAUAUUAUCUCAUGGAAGGGCAGUUCCGGAAAAAUGCUAAGUAUAUAAUAAAUCUGUUACAAAAAUGUUUUUUGAAACAGUGCAUUGUUAUCUAUUUAGAAUGCUAUUACGAAGGAAAGUCUCACCAUCAUGGAGAGUUGUGGUCACCAGGCCCCUGUGUCCCGGAAUGCCGGUGCAAACAUGGUUACGUGAAGUGCACUAAGAUAGAAUGCCCGGAUUUAAACUGUGAUGCACCCAUUAAAAAGAAGUGGAAAUGUUGUCCAGAAUGUUUGCCAGAAAUGCAAGAUGGUUUGUGUGUUGUUUUUUUCUCAUUCUGUUAGAACUCCAUGACACCAAGACAUGACCAUUUAUGUAACAGUAUCAAUAAUUGCUUAUAAUAUAUUAAGGUAACUAUCAAUCAACAUGGCCGGAGUAAUAAUAAUAGACAUUGCCUUUCCGGUGGAUGCAAUAAAAUACGUAAGAGUCUUCGAGGUUAAUCAAUGCAAAGAUUACUGCCGGAAUUUCCGAAACAAAUGUUGCCAACAUUUUACGCCAAAUUUCUCGCCAGGAUUUCCGUCAACAUGCGUGCCCAUUUUCACGUCAAUUUUCUUACCAGGAAUUUCCCAAGAGAUUCCUUCCGGGAUCUCCUACUAAGAUUCUUGUCAAGUUAUCCGCCAGGUUUAUGCCCCGCGUUUUUUUGCCAGGAAAUCCGCCAAGUUUCCAGCCAGGAUCAAGUUCAUUCUCAUUAUAUUUUAUAGGAACGUCGUGUGGAGUGUGGACAGCUGGUGGUAACGGCAAUGGCGGAUGCUGCGUUUUCCCGUUCAACUAUCACGGCAUAAAGUACUUUACCUGCACAUAUCAAGAUCAUAGCAAUCCAUGGUGCGCUAUCUCAUCCGACUUUGAUCACGACGGAGUCUGGGGAGAGUGUAUAGGUAAUAAAGCAAUUUUCGGUUCCUGGGAAGAAGCUCAGUCACCCACAAAUUCUCUUAGAUUUUCUCUUUACCGGCUUUGGGGGGAGUUCAUGAAUAAAGCAAGGAUAUAAUUAACAAUUAUUCCUCAAGCCCGAAGAGGCUACGAGGGCGAGAGGAACUUGUUUUAGUAAAAUCCAACUAGUUGUCCAAAAAAAUAUGGAGACAAAACAACUUUAGCUAGUUAAAGCUAGACUUGAAUCCUUUUUUGCCGCCAAAAAGCUAGCAGUUUUCGCUACUAGUGGGCUAUAACAUAUAGCCCAGUAGUAGCUCAACCAAUCAGAACGCAGCACUGAUAAUAGACCACUAGUUGGAUUUUACUAAUUGUGAACAGUCUCAGGUGAAAUGAACCCUUUUAUCUAUCAUUAUCAAUGCUAAAUUCUUUUAUUUCUAGAGAACGUUAAAGCGAGAUUAUUUGUUUAUACUGUAACUGUUAUGGCCUAGGUAACCACAGUUGAAACUAGGCCUCCUACCUUUCCCUUUACCACGUGACUAUCUCAAUUUUGGAAUCUAAGUGAAAUUUGAAAUACCAGUAAGUCAUCUUAAGACUCGGACAGGUGAAGUGAAUGAGGGCAGGAACUCCUGAUGAGGCAGAUUUACUUUACGUCCUAGCUUAAGAUUUAAGUUUUCUUUUCUAGAUAAAGGUGAUGCACGAUAUGCUUUGAGAUUCAACCGUCACCAUGGUAAAAAGGCAAAUCAUGGUCUUCAGGAUAAGGAAACAGACAUGUUAUCCGCCAUUGCUAAACAAGCUGCUAAUAAUGUGACCUCAGAGACCGGAAAAUCAGACACAUUAUCCGCCCUUGCUCAAGAAGCAGCUAACAAUGUGACCUCAGAGGGUGAAAGCUCAUCAUCACCGUAUCUUGUCCCAUCGCCAUCAAAUGGGGCAAGCGUCGCCGUUCCUGCAUCAAAUGCCGCAAACGUCGCUGCUGUUCCUACUACAGGGAUUCCAGCUGUCACGUGGACACAACCUGCAGCCACAUCUGGGGUUGCCACAGCGGCGCAAUCUUACAUACCAUCUCCUUCUCCGAGUGUUGGUUAUCCUGUGGUACCUCAGGUGACAGCCCCUGGUACACCUGCGGCUCAGACGAUGGUAGGGACACCAUUGUAUCAAUCGGCUUCUCAGGGGAUAGUUUUGCCUGGACAGGUGAGAACGAUGAUCAGUACCUUAACUUCAAAGAACUUGCAUUUAUUCAUCUAGAAGUGAGAUUCCCAUGUUGCUCUGAACAUUUUUGUAUACGUUGUGAAUAUUUCAAUAGUCUAAUGUAUGGAAUAUUCAUUGUGUUUCUCCCCCACGAAACAAGUCGCCCUUGAAUACUAUUAAGCUUAUCCAGCAAGUUAAAAGGCCCUCUGCUCAAAUAAUUAGAAACAACUAAAUAAAAAGUAACAUAACAAGAUUGAUUACAUCUACUGAAAUGAGGCAAUUUCGGGUACAUAUUUUACACAAGAAUUUAAAACUACAAGAAAGUUCUUGUCUUAUACUCUUUAAAAGUUCUAUUCCAGGAUAGUUCGCUUAUAUUUUACAAUUAAUUGAGCGACCUUAGAAUAACCGCGUUGAAGUUUGAAGCUGAAAAGAAAGCGACUUAACUUUAUAAACGACGUGAAUUUCUCUCCUUUGUCACCAUCAUUGUUGCUAAAGGUCCUUAUUGAAAAAUCGGAUCAAUUUAUUAGGUUUCUGGGAAACUACCCACCUACCCCUCCCUUAAGCUAACACUAACACUUACUUCUCACUUAGAGUAAAAUGAUGGUUUAGGGGAGGGGUAGGUGGGAACGAGAAAUCCUUCCCACAAACCUUUGACCUUCCCUUAGCCAUUCCCAAACAAAACUCCUCUGUGGGUAAAAUCAAUAAUGCUUAAUGAACAUUUCCAAAACAACAUUAGUCCGUAGCACCGACACAGUCAGCAGCUGUAGGAAGUCAAUCUACUGGUAUGACGUACACAUCCGGUGCGACUCCAGCCAUAGGACUACAGCCAUCCCAAGCAACACAGGCAGCCCAAUUACCUACAGAAAGCGGGACCCCAGCCUUGGUAACUCAGCCACAACCACAGCCAUCCCAGGCAGUACAAGUUGGUCAGUCGCCCAUGGAAGCCGCAAGUCCAGUGAUAGGUCAGCCACAACCACAGCCAUCCCAGGUUGCGCAACCUACUCAGUUACCGACAGAAGGCGGAACCCCACCCCUGGUAGUUCAGCCAGUACCACAGCCUUCUCAGGUGGCACCGCCAGCCCAAUCAACCACAGAAAGCCCAUACCCCUGGUAUCCAUUUCCUGCUACUCAGACCACCAUUGAUCCCAGCCAGACCCAGGCCAUAAAUCAGGCCGUGCAUGAAGUCACCACAACAGAACUUCAAGAGAAUCACAAUAUUACAACCACAGAGUCUUGGUUUGGCCCAGCAAAUGAGACUCUUAACAGGACGAAUGGUAAACUUUCAUUAAUAAUUUGCUUUUUGUGACAGCUGAAUGAUGCUUAUUUUUAUAUCACUGUUAGUUAUUUAACAAAUAUUGUCUUGAAUCUGUUUGGUUAUAUAUCAAAAGACAUUUUUACAAGACGCGUCUUGUUACUGACAUAAGGCGUGUCGUCAUGAGUCAAAAACUGUAUCAUUUGAGUGAAGACAUUUUUUUAUGCAUUUUUCAAGAAAUUGACAUCUCAUUUUUUCUCUCAUAAAUGGCCCUAAUGAAGCGAUUGCUUGUUAAGGUUAGUAGGUCGGGUAAAACGUUUGUAGUGCAAUGGUAUACAGAGACUGUGUAAUAACAAUUUGUCUUAAAGUAUAAUUAAUUAAGAAACCAUUCAGGUCUGCAGGGUGUUGAUGUGGCAGUUUUGAUGUUCGAUGUCUUUUUUCCCCAGAAGCGGCUGCUGCCCAAGGAAACGACAAUACAAGGGCGUCCACUUCGAACUACUCCUAUUACAAUCAACCGAGUAACCAAGCCUUGUAUGGUUACCAAGCAGCCUCAACCACGAAUGAAUACCAAAGUCAGAGCCAGUCCCCAUACACGGCCGAUCAGCAGAGCUACUCACAAGGCACGGCGGGAUAUAAUAUGUUAAAUAAUAACGCCGCUGACCAACGGUAUGGGGAUUCAAACGCGCAGAACACAGCUAAUGGGUAUUAUAACAACGCUGCUGACCAACGGUAUGGGGAUUCAAACGCGCAGAACACAGCUAAUGGAUAUUAUAACAACGCGGCUGACCAACAGUAUCAAGACUCGCAGGCGCAGAACUCAGCUGGACAAGACAGCUACUACUCGAGCCAACAACAGUAUCAAAAUAACGCGUAUCCUGGG